UCUGGCAAGAACUGCGGGCACCGAGUCACCUGGCAAAGGACUGCGGACACCGGAGUCGGUUCUGGGCAAGACUGCUUUGGGCACCGAUGUCGUAUGCGCAAGACUGCGGGCACCCGGAGUCUGUCUGGCAGGAACAGCAGGGUCAUCGAGUCAAUGGGGCGGAACUGCGGGCGCCGAGUAAUCUGGCACAGACUGCAGGGCAGCAAGAGGAUCACAGGCACGACAGUGGACUCUGACUCAAUUUGGCACGGACUGCGGGCACUGGGGUCAUCACGUACCGGAUUGUUCUGGCUCGACAGCGGGCAUCGGGCAGUCACCAGGCCUAAUAGGGAUCGUCAGGCUGGAAUCAGUUCAUCAUGCUGGGUAGAAGGCAUCAGGCUGAAUGCAGGCAUCUGGCUGAGAAUAGGCAUCAGGCUGAGUAGAGGCAUCAGGCUGGAGUAAAGGCAUCAGGCUGAGUAGAGGCAUCAGGCUGAGUAGAGGCUUCAGGCUGAGUAGAGGCUUCAGGCUCCAGUAGAGGCUUCAGGCUGAGUAGAGGCUUC
This is a messenger RNA of Staurois parvus, 539 nucleotides long. Lineage: Eukaryota; Metazoa; Chordata; Amphibia; Anura; Ranidae. The record is from the annotation of a GenBank genome assembly.